Molecule: messenger RNA, 1551 nt
Organism: Hyaloscypha bicolor E
Lineage: Eukaryota; Fungi; Ascomycota; Leotiomycetes; Helotiales; Hyaloscyphaceae
Product: cytochrome P450 monooxygenase-like protein
Exons: 3
Coding region: 1-1551 (516 amino acids)
Molecular function (GO): iron ion binding; heme binding; monooxygenase activity
Source: RefSeq, a predicted model, not a curated record
AUGUUGUGGUUGGGACUCGGACUCGAGAGCUACCCUAGCAUCUCCCAGGCAGUGAUCUACGCUACAGUUCCCAUCACCUCCUAUGUCGCCUACAUCGUCGUCUACCGUCUCUUCUUCCACCCGCUCGCGCAAAUCCCAGGCCCCAGGCUCGCAGCCCUCACCUUCCUCUACCAGACCUACCAUAGCUUCAAAGAUGGCAGUCGCUUCUACAAGCAGGUCGGACUCUUGCACAAGAAAUACGGCCCUAUCGUGCGCAUCACCCCCAACGAAGUCUCCUUGAGCGACCCCAAGAACUACGAGACGAUAUACUAUGUCAGGUCGAAGUACGCAAAGGAUCCAAGAUACUACGAUGCCUUUGGCAUGGAAUAUGCCUCCUUCACCUCCUGUCCCAACGAGCUGCACCGUCUCCGUCGCGAGCCAUUGAACAAGUUCUUUUCGCGGGCCAUGGUGCUGGAAUUGCAAAGCAUUGUGCAGAAGAAGGCUGACAAGCUAUGUGCUCUGAUCGCGAAGAAUUCAAAGGCGGGAGAAAUGCUGGAUAUUCACCAUGGAUGCCGUGCUGUGUCGAUUGAUGUUAUCACGGAAUAUAUGUUCAGCAAGUGCUAUGAUCUUCUUGAUGCCCCGGAUCUAGGCACCAAUUUCUUUGAGCUGGUCAGAGGCAUUGGCCCUGCGCUGUGGGUUUUCCAGCAGUGGCCAGAGCUGAGAAUCAUGAACGGCCUUCCCCCAUGGAUGUUGAAAAAAAUGAGUCCGCCUCUUGCGCAGAUCUUGAACCUGCAAGAACACGCCAAACAACAAAUCCUCGUCGCCAAAGCCGAUCUCGAGGCCGGCCGGGUCAACAAUAAAACGCGCACAACAAUCUUCCACGAACUGCUGACGCCAAAUUCCGAAGAAGGCUGGGUCCCCCCAACCCCAGAUCAGAUCAAAUACGAAGCCUAUGGCAUCUUGGCAGCAGCAGCUGAUACAACGGGCAAUGGGUUGACGACAGGAGUAUACGAGGUGAUCAAGAAUCCCAAGAUCUACGCAAAGCUCACGGCAGAAUUGAAGGCUGCAUUUCCGGAUCCAAAUGCCAAGAUAGAACUUACUGUUUUGGAACGCCUUCCAUAUCUGACUGGCGUCGUAAACGAAUCCCUCCGCCUCUCCUUCGGCGUCAUCUCCCGCCUCCCGCGCAUAGUCCCCACAGGCGGCGCCAAGUUCGAGGGCUACACCAUCCCCACCGGCUUCACGGUCUCUAUGUCCUCCUGGGUCCUGCAUCGGAACGAAGACUACUUUCCUCAUGCUCAGGAGUUCAUUCCUGAACGAUGGGCGCUGACCAGCGACAAGCAGAAGAUGUGGAAGGCGUUUGUGCCGUUUGGAAAAGGGAGCAGGAUGUGUGUUGGGAUGCCGCUUGCGUUUUGUGAGAUGUACGUGACUCUAGGGUCGAUCUUCCGAAGAUUCGAGCACUUGAAAGGCAAUGAACUAAGUGAAUACGAUUUGUUAUAUGAUGAUUUCUUUGCUAGUCAUCGGCCGAUGGAUGCUGUCAAGUUUCAUGUUAUUGAGCAGGAUUUGAAGGAAUAA